AUGGUGGCUCCGGAAGUGGAUAAUGGUAAUGACCAAACCGUUACUGUUGGUUUAGCAAAAUCUGGCAGGUGGUGGAAACCAUCUCAAGACACACGAUUCUCAAAUAUAAAGAAGGAUAAACCUUUACGUUCAACAUGGGAUCAAAAAAUGAAAGCCAGAGCAGAGAAAAAAUCCAUCAAAGAAUAUUCAAAAAGACUUCAGGAUGAAAAAAGAAGAGAACGGAUAGAGUAUUGGGACAGGGUGAAAGCACAUCGAGUGAAAAAAGAAGAAAAUCGUAAAAAUUCUGAAGUUGUUCAAGUUAUUAAAAAUACAAAAAAAAUUAAAAGAUUGAAAAAGAAACAGCUGCGACAAAUAGAAAAGAGGGACAUUACUGGCGUAAAAACGAAGAAGAUGUUACCCACAGAUACAAGGACUAAAAAAUAA
Styela clava is the source of this 423-nucleotide messenger RNA. Its product is annotated as coiled-coil domain-containing protein 86-like. Gene Ontology annotation, cellular component: nucleolus. The record is from RefSeq and is a predicted model, not a curated record. Lineage: Eukaryota; Metazoa; Chordata; Ascidiacea; Stolidobranchia; Styelidae.